Molecule: messenger RNA, 1210 nt
Organism: Exophiala xenobiotica
Lineage: Eukaryota; Fungi; Ascomycota; Eurotiomycetes; Chaetothyriales; Herpotrichiellaceae
Exons: 4
Coding region: 155-1210 (351 amino acids)
Molecular function (GO): oxidoreductase activity, acting on the CH-CH group of donors, NAD or NADP as acceptor
Source: RefSeq, a predicted model, not a curated record
UACCUCGGGCCGCCAGCACCCCCUUUAGCGCUUGUCCCGUAAGGCGAGGCAGCCGAGAUUCUCUAAGUUGGAUGGAUUUCGUGCUUAUAUCCAUUUCUCGCUGUCUCAAUAAUCGGAGCUAGAACGCGAGGGUCUGGGCAGAAUAUCAGAAACCAUGGCACGCACUCGGACUUGGAUAUUAUCAAAUCAUCGAGAGGGAAAUCCGACGUAUUCAGGCCCAAAUCCAACUUUCACGCUCAUCGAGAGAGACCUACCAGCCCUUAAGCCGGAACAGAUUCUCGUUAAGGUCCUUUACUUCUCAAACGAUCCUGCUCAGCGUACCUGGAUUAAGCCGAGUAAAGAUUUACCUAGCGAGCGUCAUUAUGUGAAACCAGUCGAACUCAAUGCACCGAUGCAAGCACGGGGUCUAUGUGAAGUGCUAGAGUCGACGACCGACGCUUUGCCAAAGGGCACGAUUGUCCUCGCCCGCGUCAAUUGGAACGAGUACGCUGUUCUCGAUGCCAAGGAUGCCAGUCCUCGAUCGCCUUUACCGGGCGGACUCAGUCUUUCACAAUACCUUGGCGUCUUUGGCACUACAGGACUUACCGCUUAUUAUGGUCUGCUGGUGAUAGGCGAGGCGAAACCAGAGCAUCGUGUCGUCGUUAGUGGCGCUGCAGGUGCGACGGGCAGCAUGGUAAUACAGAUAGCUAAGAAGAUUGUGGGUGCCAAAGAGGUCAUUGGCAUCGCUGGAUCAGACGAAAAGUGCAGAUUUGUGGUGGAUACGCUAGGUGCUGACAAGUGUUUGAAUUACAAAAGUCCUUCAUUUCACGAUGACCUCGUUGAAGCCACGGACGGUUACGUCGAUAUUUACUUUGACAACGUGGGUGGUGAAAUAUUGGACGCUAUGCUAGCUCGACUCGUACAACACGGAGUCGUCGUCGCUUGUGGUUCAAUCUCAGGGUAUAACUCUGCGGCACCCACGGUCCUGAAAAACUAUUUCCAAGUCAUCAGCAUGAGGUUGCAGAUCCGAGGGUUUAUCGCCUCGGAUUACAUGCACAAGGCUCAAGAAGUGACUGAUAUAUUUAUCAAAGCCCUGGACGGAGGAAAACUGACCAUUAACGAUCAGCUUGAGCAUGUUGUACCAACGCGUUUUGAGGAUGUACCGAAGACGUGGUUGAAACUGUUUGACGGAUCCAACACUGGAAAAUUGGUGACAAAGCUAAUAUCUUAA